Messenger RNA from Exophiala viscosa, 1687 nucleotides. RefSeq lists its product as uncharacterized. Bases 383 to 1687 code for a protein of 434 amino acids. Lineage: Eukaryota; Fungi; Ascomycota; Eurotiomycetes; Chaetothyriales; Herpotrichiellaceae. The record is from RefSeq and is a predicted model, not a curated record. The transcript has a single exon.
CUUGAUUGAACUCGUGUCUACAACUGCAUUUGCUCGAGGAACGUGUUCCCGAUGCUCUAUGAGGACAUCAUCGAGGUCGAUCUCUCUGUUCCUCUUACUCAAGCUUUGGGAGAAACUGACAUCCAGCAUGAAUCAAAUGCAUCAACGUCCAACCACAAUUAAAGUGAUUACAUGUAUGUGAUAUGGUGAUAUUUAUAUCGCGUACUAGUCAACAUCUCGUCAGCACCAGUCGCGCAGACCCCCAGAAGACGUGACAAUAAGACUUCGACGCCAUCUUAUCAUAUCAACAAAGGAAGGGCAAACAUCUGGCUGCUUGUUACUCACCGAAACUUCUCUUUGUUCUCCUCACAACAGAAAAAUUGUUAGUGAUCACGACGCGACUAUGUCUGGCACAAUGACCACGAGCAGCGGAGGUGCCCUUCAGAGAUCCAGCUUCAACGGCGUGCCGGGCGCGGUGCAAGGCACAGUCAGCAAUGUAUUGAACUUCAGCACCAGCUUCAUCGACCGGUCCUUCCCACAGCAAAGACGCGAGGAAUGGAAGCAAUGGUUAACCAAAUUUGCCUCGGAUCGACCAUACCUCGCAUCGUUCAUGCUCUCGCAAAUAGCCCUCAAUGGCCUGCCACUCAUCCUGUUCGCCUGCAUGAGUAUCAGCGUCUUCGUCUUCUCCCUGCUAUCAGGUAUCCUGGUCGGCGUGAUCGGUGCGCUUCUGUUUGUGGCUGGGACGCUGGGCUUUGCUCUGCUGUUUCUUUUGCCCACAUUGUUUUUCUCGACGUCUGCAGCCGUUUUCAUCUGGCUGUGGGCAAUGGGCGGUUAUGUGGUCUUCAAAUGGUUCAGCCAGAAGGAUGGCUCUGGGGCUCCUGCCAAACCUGCUGCUCUCGUCGGACCUCCUCCACAGCAGGCGGAGAGGUUACCGGCAACCUUGACAGCUGUACAGCCGAGACCGUCACAGCUACAACAGGCAUCACCACCACAGCAGCACCAACAACCUCCGCAAUCGAACCAAACUCCCAGUUCGCAAGCUCCAGUCCAGUCGUCUCAGUCCAUCAAACGGAAACCUGUAAGCAGACCUACAUCGCCGGAGAGGGGCAGGACCACAGACGCAAGCCAGGCGACUGCCGCUGGCAAUGGUGCGGCAGCCCAACCCGGCACAAGCACAAUCGUACGGAAACCUGUUAGCAGGCCUACAACGCCUGGUCCGGAGAAUAGAACUCCUGCGCCAAACGGGACUGCGAAUACGAACGCGCCGGCUCCUGGGAGCGCGGGUAAUGCGUCAGCUCCGACUGGCAAUACCAAUGGUGCUCCUCGACCAGCAGGUGCACCCGCUUCCAGCGCACCAAAUGGUGCUUCCGCCCCUGGAAACACGGGACCGCCACGUCCUGUGAGCACUGGUCCAGCUGGGCCUGGUACAGGAAAUAUCGGCGGGAAUGCGAACGGUGCACCUCUACCGCGUCAAAUGAGUGGCCCAGGGAACAUGAGCACUGGACCACGUCCUAUGAAUGGUUCAGGCGGUCCAGGUGUCGCACCUCGUCCCAUGAGCGCUCAGGGUGCGCCUGCCCCUGGAUCCCUGGGUACUGGACCACGUCCGAUGAGCGGUUCGGGUGGUCCUGGUCCUCGCCCUAUGAGCACGACCGGUCCUGGCAGUAUUAUGAGCAAUGCUGCGCUUGCUGGGAACGCUGGUGGUGCAUGA